CAAACGGUGCCUAAACUACAGUUUUUAACAACUAUAUAUUUAAAACUGUCACAAUCAGGAUGCAGAGUCCACUGAACGGUCUCCAGCAGAACCCAAUGUUUCAGAUGGCCCUGGCCAAUGCCUUCCCCGCUGGUUUCAACGUCCUAGGCCAGCCGCAACUGCAUCCCGCUUUCCUGCACUCACCGUACGCGGCCAACCAGCUCAGCUACCGCCCCAGCAAGGCCAGCAAGUCCUUCAUGAUUGACGCCAUCCUAGGACGAAAUGGGGAGAAAGAAAACACCAAACCACAGCCUGAGCUCACAGUGGACAGUGUCCAUCCGUAUCGCUUGGCUACAAGUGUGAUCCCAAACUUAAACAACGGUCUUCGACAGGUUUUGAAUACGCCAAAAGGUAAAUUGGAGCCGAAAAAACUGUCCGCCACUCCUGGUUGGAGACAGAGUAAGUCCAAGCGUGUCCGAACCAUCUUUACGCCUGAGCAGCUGGAGCGUUUGGAAGCAGAAUUCGAGAAACAGCAGUACAUGGUCGGCUCCGAGAGGUCCUACCUUGCGGGCACCCUCGACCUAAGCGAGGCGCAGGUGAAGGUGUGGUUCCAGAACCGCCGCAUCAAAUGGAGGAAACAAAGUCUAGAGAAGCAACAACAGAGACUGAGACAGCUAGAUCUCCUGCACAGCGAAGAGUCUGGCUGUGAAUCUGAAGACGACGACAACGCCAGCAUUGGAACUUCCAGCGACUUUGGCAGUGAGGCUGGCAGCGAUCACUAAAGCCCCUUCAUUUCCACUCUCGCAGCCCCUAAGAGCCACCGUAGACAACCUUUAAAAAAAGACAUUAGCGUUCUUUACUGACGAGCAUAAACUCCCAAAGUGCCAAAAAUAAUGCCACCUAGUUGAACUGAUGGUAUAAGCACCAAUACAAAGCGGGAAUUGAUAUUCUUUUGACAUUCUGGUGUUUUGGUCACAGUGUCUACAUGCAUGCAAUGACGGCCGCCUAUCCUGCCAUUCUUGGAAUAAAAAAUCAGUUCAAGAACACUUGUAAAGCGCAUAACUUAAUUCUAUACGUAAUGAUCAUGAUCUGAUGAAUAACUCACAUGCAUCUGACACUGAUAUCAAACGACAAGAGCAGAGAUUAAGGAUUUCAAAACAACUGCACCAACCAUGUCAACCAAGAGAAACUAAAAAAUUGGAUGGAUUUGACUUUUAUGCGUUUUCAUCCAUGUGCUUAACGUCUGUUUUAGCAAUUAACAAAAUAGUUAAUUUUUCUGUGACUGAUUACAACAUUGCUUAUGAUACUCAUUGAUGACUUGUCAUGACAGAUUAUUUUGACGCUUUAAAACAGUUUCAUCAAUUGGUUAUUUAGGCAACUUUAGCUUUGCUAUAAUGUUAUUUUCAACUAUUUGAAUAUUGUUAUCAUAUCAGCACUGUUUUUUAUUAUUGUUGAAAUUGUCAUAAUUUUUAACUAAUUUUUACGUAAGGAAGUUAACUUUCUGAAAAGUAACAAAAUCACUAGUUUUCUUCCAUUGAAUAUCCAUGUUAAAUAUAGUUUGUUAUACUUUAAAUCAAUCAAAAUGCGACAUUCGAUGUUUAAAUAAAAAACAAAAAUUCAAAUAAA
Molecule: messenger RNA, 1605 nt
Organism: Lingula anatina
Lineage: Eukaryota; Metazoa; Brachiopoda; Lingulata; Lingulida; Lingulidae
Biological process (GO): regulation of transcription by RNA polymerase II; central nervous system development; neuron differentiation
Cellular component (GO): nucleus
Molecular function (GO): DNA-binding transcription factor activity, RNA polymerase II-specific; RNA polymerase II cis-regulatory region sequence-specific DNA binding
Source: RefSeq, a predicted model, not a curated record